This is a messenger RNA of Dicentrarchus labrax (European seabass), 2216 nucleotides long. RefSeq names its product gap junction protein beta 3 (gene gjb3). Gene Ontology annotation, biological process: cell communication. The record is from RefSeq and is a predicted model, not a curated record. Bases 239 to 1102 code for a protein of 287 amino acids. Gene Ontology annotation, cellular component: connexin complex. The transcript is spliced from 2 exons. Lineage: Eukaryota; Metazoa; Chordata; Actinopteri; Moronidae.
UUUAACCACACCCACAGACGCAUUUCUCAACACAGCGCUUCUCUACCUGUCGAGUGGAGGCUAAUCCAUGCGUUAAAGGACUAAAACGACAUAAAAGUGACAAAAGAGCUGCUGGAGAUAUGUGUAAUCACGCGUGUUUCAACUAAUAAUGGACUAACACUUCUUUUGGUCUGAGGAUAAACUACUACCAGCAAGAGAAGAAUUCCAUAGAAGACUUAUCUGACUGCCAGCCAAGGAUAUGGACUGGAAGACCUUCCAAGCCCUCCUCAGUGGGGUGAACAAAUACUCCACGGCGUUUGGGCGGGUAUGGUUGUCUGUGGUGUUUGUCUUCCGGGUUAUGGUGUACGUGGUGGCGGCAGAGAGAGUGUGGGGCGACGAGCAGAAGGACUUUGACUGCAACACCAAGCAGCCCGGCUGCGCCAACGUCUGCUACGACCACUUCUUUCCCAUCUCCCACAUCCGCCUGUGGGCUCUGCAGCUCAUCUUUGUCACGUGCCCGUCUUUCAUGGUGGUCAUGCACGUGGCGUACCGUGACGACCGUGAGCGCAAAUACAGGGCGAAGCACGGUGACAGCAGCAAACUGUACAACAACACGGGCAAGAAACAUGGCGGCUUGUGGUGGACCUAUCUGAUUAGCCUCUUUGUGAAAACGGGCAUUGAGGUCUCCUUCCUCUACAUUCUCCACCAUGUCUACGAAAGCUUCUACCUGCCUAGACUAGUGAAGUGUGAUGUGUCGCCAUGCCCCAACCUAGUGGACUGCUACAUUGGCCACCCCACAGAGAAGAAGGUCUUCACCUACUUCAUGGUCGGAGCGUCGGCCCUCUGCAUCAUCCUGAACAUCUGCGAGAUCAUCUAUCUCAUCUCCAAACGCAUUGUGAGAAUUGCAAACAAGGUGAAGAGGCGCCAUCGCAACGUGGCCGUGCAUCAGGACAACUACAACGAUGACCCCUUUAACAACUGCAACGUGCCUGUGUCGAAGCUGAACCCGAAGGAAAGGCCUCCGUCUUUCAAGACUGCCUACAAGUCUUCGUACAGGCCAUCAGGACUCAAACUUGAAGAGAAGAUACGGGCCUCUGCUCCGAAUCUGUCCACGACUUCGUGAUUGAAAACGAAGCCGAAAUCAGGAUAAAGAUCAAGAGAUCUGCAGUGCUUGGGCUAGAGCCCGAUGACAGACCUCAGAAAACAGACUCAGAACUAUGAGACAAACUACAGUAUGUGUCAAACCCUGGAAGUUGAGUCAUCAGUACUGGAUUCUUCCUGUGGGCCCUUGUGUCUACAUCUAAGACUCUUUUUGAGCGCAUGAACUUUGGUUUCCAAGACAACAUCCACAAUAUUUACAAGUCAGCUAGAGCCAAAUUGAUUUGUUAAUGAUAUGUGGGUUUCUUCUUUAAAUACAAUAAAGGUCUGUGUGCCUUUCACCCCUUCCACUGUAUUAGAACAUUCCAGUGAGGUUUCGCUGUGUUUCUUGUGAUGGAAGUUUUGACAUGGGAGGGGAAGGAAAUGAAACACUGCACACAAGAAGGCAGGACACACCUGGAAGAGGUAUUCACCCUCCCUGCCAGUGUCUACAGUGGUGUGUCAGGGCGUUGUAUUGUCACUAAAUGUUAGAUGCGAAUUUCAGUGGUCUCUUUUAUUUAACUGAACUGAAAUUAUAGCUUCAUCUUCACAAUUUGCUGUCCUGAUGACCCUAAGUCAAGAAUGGUAUAAACAAUUCUGCACGGUAGUGUGGACACUCCAGAGUCAUAGAGUUAUGGCUGAGUAAUACUUGAAGGUUUGCAUACUGGGCAAAAAAAGAUAUUUUUAAACACAUUUAUUUUUUCAGUUAUGAUUUAUUACAGCAACAACAUACAUAUAUCAUUGCUAUAUGUCUUUAUCUAAAGCCCUGGUCGGCAUAUGCUUGGUUUCAGGUUUAUGCUGCACAGCCACACGUUGUACAUAGACUGCCUGUGUUUUGACGUGCUUGUACACAAACUUGCCUUAUCCAGACCACUGUUGAUUUAAAUAAGGCGAAAGGAAUGCUGCUGUUGAAUUCUGUGUUGUCGGAGCUGGAGCACCGUUGAAGAGGUGGGAGAAAGGUUGGACAAACACAUGGCUCAUCAAGUUUUCCCUAAUCGUCCACUGUGGACGUCAGGUGGAAAUGUGCUGUCUGCACUAGCUCUUUAAGUGUCAUAUGUUUUUUUUUAUAAAUUUAAAUGUAUUAAAUUUUUUUGAAUGAA